GAUUUGGUUUUCAUUUCAUCAGGUAUGUCUAUGUGUGGCAUGCGCUAAUGGGAUACUGGGGUGGACUUCACCCGGAUGCUCCUGGGACCAAAAAGUACAAUCCAAAAUUAAAAUUUCCAGUGCAGUCACCGGGGAAUCUUGCACAUUUAAGAGAUAUAGCAAUGGAUUGUAUGGAGAAGUAUGGUGUUGGUACAAUUGAUCCAGACAAAAUAUUUGAAUUUUAUGAUGAUCUACAUAAAUAUCUUGUCUCACAGGAGGUGGAUGGGGUUAAGGUUGAUGCACAGAACAUAUUGGAAACCAUAGCAACUGGGUUAGGAGGCCGAGUCACUUUAACUAGACAUUUUCAACAGGCACUUGAGAAGUCCAUAGCCACCAAUUUCCAAGACAAUAGCAUAAUCUGCUGCAUGGGACAGAACACAGAUUCCGUUUACAACACAAAAAGAAGUGUCAUUACACGUGCAUCUGAUGACUACUAUCCGAAAAAUCCAACAACACAAACACUGCACAUAGCUGCUGUGGCUUAUAACAGCAUGUUGUUUGGUGAAAUUUUUGUCCCGGAUUGGGACAUGUUUUAUGUACGUAUGAUAUGGCCUCUUUUUUUUUUUUUUUUUUACUAGACUUUUUUUUUUUUUUGUUUUUU
Camellia sinensis is the source of this 640-nucleotide messenger RNA. The record is from RefSeq and is a predicted model, not a curated record. Lineage: Eukaryota; Viridiplantae; Streptophyta; Magnoliopsida; Ericales; Theaceae.